AUGGAGACAUUGCAGAGCAGUCGGUGUAGGUCAGCUGGGAAGGGCUACGAGGACUACGAAAAUCUAGGAAGUGAAAGUGGACGGUGGUGGACAGAGGAGAGCAUUGGAAAGCCUUUUGUGAGGAGAUGGAAGAAUUGCCCAAAGUUUUACAGAAAGUGUGGCAGAGAUAAACGGCUUAGAAAUCUGCAUCUCAGGCUAGAAAAGCUGCCAUGCUUUGAGGCCUCAACCAACUACUUCAGGUGCAACACAGAUGAGCUGCUGCAUGAAUGGAACAUGGCCGACUACACAGGGCAGAUGCUGGUGUCUGGGUGCUAUGGGGAGAAGUUUGUAUCUGGCCCCAGUGCUUCAUCAGAGUGGCCUAUCCAGCACCCCACUGUCCUCACUCCUUCAAUCAUUCUUCCAGAGACCGAGAAGCAGCUCUUCACCAUCCUGACAUCCCGUGAACGAACUAGACCCAUCAUGAGAGCUGAAAAGUCCGGCAAAGACAAGAAUCCACAGGUCUCCCCCUUGGAGCAACAACAGAAGGGAGACAUGGAGCAGGACCAGUUGGAGCUUCCCUGCCUCAUUGAAUGUGAGAGCUGUCCUGCAACAGUAGUAGUUCAGGCACAGUCAGAAUAUGCCACAGAGAUGCCUCAGCAUGUGGGUCAACAGAUGAUCUUCCACUUCCAAGGUCCUUCUUCUCUGUCAGAGGAGGACUUACUGCUAAGAUAUUCUUCCUCAGUUGUUGGCCCCACAAGCUUUGCUAACUUUGGGUUCCCUAGCCUGCCCCACUUACUGGAAUCACAGAGCUUAAGCCAUGAAUCUUGGAGACACUCUGAAAUGUCAAAAAGGAAACUUGUUAAUUCUGAUGAAUCUGGAUUCAGACACAAACGAAACAUUUCAGAAAUAUAUCAGAGCAAAAGAAGAGAAAACCUUUACCCCACACAGAUCCGGAAAACAAAUGAUAUGCUGCAAAAUUUCACGCAGCUACUGCUUCUACAAAAACCUUACCCAAGAGGCUGGGAAACCCUGCUUUGGAAAAGCUGGCAUAAAUAUAAAGAAGAGGAAAGAGGACAUCUGAUUGAGAUCCAAGACUUAUUUUGCCCAAGUCAAGAAAUCCAGAAAGAGCCACAACUUGUUGUAUUAGAGGGGGCUGCUGGAACUGGAAAGUCAACACUGGCCAGAGAGGUGAGGAGAGCAUGGGAGGAAGGUCAGCUCUACAGGGAUCACUUCCAGCAUGUCUUCUACUUCAGCUGCAGAGAGCUGGCCCAGUGCAAGCAGCUGAGUCUGGCUGAGCUCAUAGCAAAAGACCAGACUGUACCUGCAGCUCCCAUCAGGGAGAUCCUGUCUCACCAUGAGAAGCUGCUCUUCAUCCUGGAUGGCAUAGAUGAGCCAGCAUGGGUUUUGGAAGAUAAGAAUCCCAUGUUCUGCCUGCACUGGAGCCAGACACAACCUGUGCACACACUGCUGGGCAGUUUGCUGGGGAAAUCUGUCCUGCCUCAGGCUUCCUUGUUGCUCACAGCUCGAACCACAGAUCUGAAGAAGUUCAUUCCUUCCUUGGGGCAGCCACGUUGGGUGGAAGUCCUGGGCUUCUCUAAGUCUGGACGGAAGAAAUACAUCUACAAAUAUUUCAGAGAGAAAAAAGAAGCAAUGGCAGCUUUUUACUUUGUUAAGUCAAACCCAGUGCUCUCAACACUGUGUGUGGUGCCCUGGGUGUCCUGGCUGGUCUGCACUUGCCUGAAGCAGCAGAUGGAUCGGGGAGAAGACCUCUCACUGACCUCACAGACCACCACAGAACUCUACCUGAAAUACCUUUCCCAGGCUCUCUCAGGUUAUGCCCUGGGGAACCAGCUCAGAACACUCUGCUCACUGGCUGCUGAGGGAAUCUGCCAAAAAAGAACCCUGCUCAGUGAGAGAGAUUUUCAGAUCCAAGGAUUGGCUGAUGAUGACAUUGCCACUUUCCUGAAGAUUGGCAUCCUUCAAAAGCAGCCCGGAUCUCUGAGUUACAGCUUUGCCCACUUGUAUCUCCAGGAAUUCUUUGCAGCAAUGUCUUACAUAUUGGAGAAUAAUAUGCCAAGACAUGAUUAUGUGAAUGUCUACAGAACUGUGGAAGCACUGAAGGACGUCUAUGGAAGACAUGACCUGUUUGAGGCACCCACUGUGCGCUUCCUAUUUGGUCUUUCAAGUAAAAGAGGAAUGAGAGAAAUGCAGAAGAUCUUUGCCUGCAGUUUGCUUCAGAAGACAGGGUUGUACCUACAACGACACAUCCUACAGAAAACCCAACACCAUCAACCAGAUACUCUGGGUUUACUCCAUUGUCUGUAUGAGACUCAGGAUGGGGAGCUUCUAACAGAUGUAAUGUACAUUUUUCAGGGAACAAGGGUGCAUGCCUCAGUGGAUAUGCUACACCCAGUGUUCCAGAAAAGCAUUAACCGCCUGGUGGUCCAGACAGAUGUGGAACUCAUGGUGGUCACUUUCUGCAUUAAGUUCUGCCACCAUGUGAAAAGGCUUCAGCUGAACGCUUGUGGACAACAGGGACAAAGGCCAGUGGUCCCCAGUAUGGUUCUGUCCAGGUGGACUCCGAUCACUAAUGCCACUUGGCAGGUUCUCUUCUCCACUCUUGAGUUCACAGGAAGUCUGCAGGAGCUGGACCUAAGUGGAAAUCCACUGAGCCACUAUGCAGUGCAGAGUCUCUGUAGAACCCUGAGAUGCCCUGGAUGCCAACUAAAAACAUUGUGGCUUGUCAACUGUGGCCUCACAUUCAGCCACUGUGCGGACCUGGCCCCAGUGCUCAGUGCCAGCUCCAGCCUGACUGAGCUAGACCUGCAGCUGAAUGACCUGGGAGACCUUGGUGUGGGGCUGCUGUGUCAGUGGCUCAGGAUUCCUGCCUGCAAACUCAGAAUCCUGUGGCUGGACCUGGCCCCUCUCAGUGACCCAGUGAUUAUGGAGCUCGGGGCCCUGCAGACAGAGAAUCCACAGCUGCUCAUCUCCAGCACAUGGAAGCCACAUGUGAUGGUCCCUACUAAAAACCCUGGUGGAGAAGAAAUGGGUGACAGCCUGACUUCAUUCAAGCAGCAGAGACUACAGUCAGGUAUAGACAAGUGUGUGGAACCACUGUGGACUGAAGAUGACUUCUGGGGCCCUACAGGGCCUGUUGCUGUUGAGGUGAUUGACAGAGAGAGGAACCUGUACCGAGUCCAGUUCCCUGUGAAUGGUUCUUACCACUGUCCCAGCAUAGGACUCCACUUUGUGGUGACAAGGGCAGUGACUAUUGAGAUUGGAUUCUGUAGUUGGAGCCAACACCUGGACAAGACGCCCUUGCAGGACAGUCACAUGGUGGCUGGGCCUCUGUUAGACAUCAAGGCUGAGCAGGGAGCUGUGGCUGCUGUGUACCUCCCUCACUUUGUGGAUCUCCAAGAGGGACAGGUGGACAUCUCCUCGUUCCGUGUGGCCCACUUUCAAGAACAGGGGAUGGUCCUAGAAACUCCAGCCAGAGUGGAACAGCAUUACGCAGUGAUGGAAAACCCAAGCUUCUCCCCAGUGGGAGUUCUACUGAGAAUGAUUCCUGGUUUGGGACACUUCAUCCCCAUCACUUCCAUCACACUGAUCUACUAUCACUUCAAUCCCAAGGAGGUGACAUUUCACCUCUACCUGGUCCCCAAUGACUGCACCAUUCGGAAGGCCAUUGAUGAUGAAGAAAUAAAAUUCCGAUUUGUUCGAAUAAACAAGCCACCCCCAGUAGACUCCCUUUAUAUUGGUACCCGCUACAUCGUAUCUGGUUCCAGGAAGCUGACAAUCAUCCCAAAGGAACUGGAACUGUGCUACCGGAGCCCCGGGGAAUCCCAGCUCUUCUCUGAGAUCAGUGUUGACUGCAUGGAUUCAGGGAUUAAUCUGCAAAUCAGAGACAAGAAGAAUAAGAAACUGAUAUGGGAAGCCUUGCUGAAACCAGGUAAAAUUUGUUUAGGUCCAGAUACCCCAAAGAAGAAGAAGGGAGCCAAGGGUGCAGAUGAGAUGCAUGAAAAUAGCAAGAAGUGGGCAGCCAGUGAGAGAGACCAUGGAGAAGCCUUUCUAUGCUCAGUGUUAGUCUUUUCUUCACCUCUAAACGCUCCUGCCUCAGUACACUUCGUGGACCAGCAUAGGGAGCAGCUGGUGGCCCGAGUGACAUCAGUGGACCCUCUCUUGGACAAGCUGCAUGGUCUGCUGCUGAGUGAAGAGCAGUAUGAAGCAGUGCGGGCUGAAGCCACCACCCAAGACAGGAUGCGGAAGCUGUUCAGCCUCAACCGGUCCUGGAGCAGGGCCUGCAAAGACCAAGUCUACCGAGCUCUGAAGGAGACCCAUCCUCACCUGAUCAUGGACCUCUUUGAGAAGUCAGGUGGGAUCUCUGAGGGGUGA
Messenger RNA from Microtus ochrogaster (prairie vole), 4371 nucleotides. RefSeq names its product NACHT, LRR and PYD domains-containing protein 1a-like (gene Card8). The record is from RefSeq and is a predicted model, not a curated record. The transcript is spliced from 17 exons. Gene Ontology annotation, biological process: innate immune response; inflammatory response; regulation of apoptotic process. Gene Ontology annotation, cellular component: canonical inflammasome complex. Lineage: Eukaryota; Metazoa; Chordata; Mammalia; Rodentia; Cricetidae. The coding region runs from base 1 to 4371 and encodes 1456 amino acids.